This is a messenger RNA of Podarcis muralis (Common wall lizard), 2000 nucleotides long. RefSeq names its product serine rich and transmembrane domain containing 1 (gene SERTM1). NCBI's taxonomy places the organism in Eukaryota, Metazoa, Chordata, Lepidosauria, Squamata, Lacertidae. The record is from RefSeq and is a predicted model, not a curated record. Gene Ontology annotation, cellular component: intracellular membrane-bounded organelle.
CGGGCUCUUGCCAGCCGCUUCUUCGGCGGAGCGCAGUGCUGGCCGGGUGGCUUGUAGAGCGAGGCGGGCGGCGAUUCGGUGUCGCUCCGGCUGCCCGGCGCUUCGCAGCCUCGUUCCUCCGGGGAAAGCCAGACGGGAUCCCGCCCGCGCAGGGUCAAUUUCUGAGGCUCCAAAAUUGGAGUGGAUUCCAAACAGACUUUUGCCAGCGCAAUGGGGCUUCAUAUCCUCCUCCACCCCCUUGGCAGUUCUCUGUAUGCCCCCAAAAUAUGCUUCAGAAAGACCCUGCAACAAAGGAUAACACCAUCCAGAUUUAUUCGGACCUAAGAAGUGAAGGAUAACAGCCAUCACUGGGUAGCUCAAUAUGCCAGCUUUCUUCUGGAAGAUUGCCUUUGAAUGUUAGGUCUCCUCCAUUUAUUUUACAACACGCACAAAUAAAAUGUCGGAACUCCACCCUACCUCUGGAUUAAUAUCAAAUAUGGAAAAUGGGACUUUUCUGGAGCUGUAUCCCACCUCUCUCUCGACAUCCAUGGAUUCAUCUUCUGGACACAUGUCUAACGUCUAUGUCUAUGUCUCAAUAUUCCUCAGCCUCUUGGCAUUUCUUCUUUUGCUAUUAAUCAUUGCACUUCAGAGGCUGAAGAACAUAAUCUCUUCCAGUUCUUCCUAUCCAGAAUACACCAGCGAUGCUGGGAGUUCCUUCACUAACCUAGAAGUCUGUAGUAUUUCUUCCCAGCGGUCUGCUUUUUCAAAUCUUUCCUCCUGAGAAGGAAUGAAAGAGAAUACAUUGGGGGAUGGAACAACUUUGUCUAACUCUUGGGGGGAAGUUAUGCAUGCAGUAUUUUCUUUGGAGGACUAAUAGUCAUAAAAGAGGUGACUUUUAAUUUUCACUUUGGUUUUUCUUUCCCUUUUUAGUCUGCAUUUCCCCUCUUUAUUAAUGACAUUUUUCAUCUCUGAGCAGUGAAAUUGAUGAAGGUCUCCUGCCUGAUCAUGCCUCCUGCCUGUAAUAGUGUUGUAGCAUUUCCCCAACCCAUUUAAACUGGGUCUUCAAACUUAACAAUGGGAAGAUUCUGCUUCCUGGGCUUUGUCACCUAUGGUUUCAUCGACUCAAAGCUUCAGGACUUUAACUUCCUCAGAAACACCAUGAUAUCAUACAGGAUAUCACUAGAUCUCUGAAAGUUAUUUAUCUCACCAUUGAAAGAAUCUGUUGUGCCGUAGUUCUAGAAUUUAGAGCAACUUUAAGGCAACAAAGCUCAAUUUAAUUUAACAAUUUAAUUCAAAAUUUUGUCGCUGAGGUCUCUUGUAUGUUUUCCUGUAUACAGUCGCCGUGUUGUCUGAUGGGCUUGUUUUAUUUUAGCCAAAUGAUUAUAAUAAAUAUGUGGGCUCAUUCCAUUUCACACUAAAACCGCAUUUGGUAGACUUGCAGAUUUGCAUGAGGACUUUGAAUUGGAAGAAUUGGGCUGUGUCCAAAGUAGAUCUAAGUAAGAACUGUGCGAGCGGGAACCAGACAGUGGCGAUUUCCCACUCUCAGGUUGCUUAGAUGGAGUACACCAUGCCCCCUGGCCGACCAGAUUGGUCAGCCUAGGGUGUGACGUGUCAGGGACUCCCUAUGUUGCGGGGGCUAGCCAUAUCCCCGCAAAAGGGGCGGGUUUGCGUCCCGCUCGCAACUCCAUUUCCCCGGCGAAGGGAAAUGGCUUUAUCAUCACAAGGAUUUUGCCUACUUCACCUCACCCAAGCACCCCCUAAAUCUGUUCUGGGGGGUCUCCCAAGCCUCCAGCGCAGAUUUGGGUAGGGUGCAGGGCACAGACAGGGGGACCAACCUGUGCUUUGAAGGCCUUGGUGAGCUCAACACCUUUGAGGUCAUUGGUUCCAUUGUUCAACUGCUGUUAUCAUUAAAAAGUGUCUUCAAAUGCCCAGUCCAAAUCUACCCUCUUUUAAAUUAAGCCUGUUAGCUCUAACCUUGCUAUGUGGCAGCCCUUCAGAGAAAUAAAAAGUGUUAUCAUGUC